UCGCCGGCCCGGCCCCGCACGGCCCCGCACGGCACGGGGGGUUGCCAUGACAAGCAUUUUCUCCCGUUAGCUCCGGGACCGCUCCCCUCCAGCCCAUGGCCAGUCGCGGGGGCUCCGCCGCCAGCCGGGCGCCGUGGGACCGGAGCCGCUCCAGUUGCUGUGGUAUCCAGGGAGCCCUCCUCCUCCUCCUCCUCCUCCUCCUCCUCCCGCUGCAGGAGCUGCACGCCGGGCGUUGCUAAGGUCGCCUCCGCGGUAACAUGCACAUCCUGUUUACACCUUCAUCCCGACAACUUGGGCUCGGAUAGAGCCGCCCGUUCCCCCCGGGAAGCCCCCAGGGAAGGAGCCACACGGAGCAUCCCCCACCGGAGCCGCCGGAGCCGCGAGCGAGGCCGCCCCAGGAGCGCCGCGCCGGUGGCACCGUCGCCGCGACAAGAUGACGAACAACGUGGCCGACCACCACCCCGGGAACUCGGUGGCCGAGGGCAGCCAUGAGGGGGACUUUGGGUGCUCCUUGGUGGAGCUCAGGAACCUCAUGGAGCUGAGGAGCGCCGAGGCCGUGGCCCGGCUCAAUGACUCCUAUGGCGGCGUCCAGAACGUCUGCAAGAGGUUGAAGACGUCGCCGGUCGAAGGCCUGUCCGGGAACCCCACGGACCUGGAGAAGCGGCGCCAGGUCUUCGGCCAGAACUUCAUCCCCCCGAAGAAGGCCAAGACGUUCCUGCAGCUGGUGUGGGAGGCGCUGCAGGACGUGACGCUGAUCAUCCUGGAGAUCGCCGCCAUCAUCUCCCUGGGGCUCUCCUUCUACCACCCCCCCGGCGGGGACAACGAGCUGUGCGGGCAGUCCACGGGCGGCGUGGAGGACGAGGGCGAGUCGCAGGCGGGCUGGAUCGAGGGCGCUGCCAUCCUGUUCUCCGUCAUCAUCGUGGUGCUGGUGACGGCCUUCAACGACUGGAGCAAGGAGAAGCAGUUCCGGGGCCUCCAGAGCCGCAUCGAGCAGGAGCAGAAGUUCACGGUGAUCCGCAAGGGCCAGGUGAUCCAGAUCCCCGUGGCCGAGAUCGUGGUGGGGGACAUCGCCCAGAUCAAGUACGGUGAUCUCCUGCCAGCGGACGGGAUCCUGAUCCAGGGCAAUGACCUGAAGAUAGAUGAGAGCUCGCUGACAGGGGAGUCAGACCAGGUGAAGAAAUCCAUGGAUAAAGACCCCAUGCUGCUGUCAGGUACCCACGUGAUGGAGGGCUCGGGCAGGAUGGUGGUGACUGCCGUGGGCAUCAACUCCCAGACAGGGAUCAUCUUCACCCUCUUGGGAGCAGGAGAAGGGGACGAGGAGAAGAAAGUGAAGAAAGGUAAAAAAAGCGGAGCCCCCGAAAACCGCAACAAAGCUAAAACUCAGGAUGGUGUGGCCUUAGAGAUCCAGCCCCUGAAGAGCCAGGAGGGGGUGGAGAACGAGGAGAAGGAGAAGAAGAAGGUGAAGGUGCCCAAGAAGGAGAAGUCGGUGCUGCAGGGGAAGCUCACGCGCCUGGCGGUGCAGAUCGGGAAGGCAGGGCUGAUCAUGUCGGCCAUCACCGUCAUCAUCUUGGUGCUCUACUUCGUCAUCGACACCUUCGGGGUGCAGGGCCGGCCCUGGCUGGCCGAGUGCACCCCCAUCUACAUCCAGUACUUCGUCAAGUUCUUCAUCAUCGGCGUCACCGUGCUGGUGGUGGCCGUGCCCGAGGGGCUCCCGCUGGCCGUCACCAUCUCGCUGGCCUACUCCGUCAAGAAAAUGAUGAAGGACAACAACCUGGUGAGGCACCUGGACGCCUGCGAGACCAUGGGCAACGCCACGGCCAUCUGCUCGGACAAGACGGGCACGCUGACCAUGAACCGCAUGACCGUGGUGCAGGCCUACGUGGGGGACACCCACUACCGCCAGAUCCCCGACCCCGAGGCCAUCCUGCCCAAAAUCCUGGACCUCAUCGUCCACGGCGUGGCCAUCAACUCUGCCUACACCUCCAAAAUCCUGCCGCCGGAGAAGGAAGGGGGGCUGCCCCGCCAGGUGGGCAACAAGACCGAGUGUGCCCUGCUGGGCUUCGUGCUGGACCUGAAGCAGGACUACCAGGCCGUGCGCAACGAGGUGCCCGAGGAGAAGCUCUACAAGGUCUACACCUUCAACUCCGUGCGCAAGUCCAUGAGCACCGUGCUGAGGAGCGGCGGCGGCGGCUUCCGCAUGUACAGCAAGGGCGCCUCCGAGAUCAUCCUGCGCAAGUGCACCAAGAUCCUGGACAAGAACGGCGAGCCGCGGGUGUUCAAGGUGAAGGACAGGGACGAGAUGGUGAAGAAGGUGAUCGAGCCCAUGGCCUGCCACGGGCUCAGGACCAUCUGCCUGGCAUUCCGGGAUUUCCCUGCGGAGCCGGAGCCCGACUGGGACAGCGAGAACGAGAUCCUGUCUGAGCUGACCUGCAUCGCUGUGGUGGGGAUCGAGGAUCCCGUACGGCCCGAGGUGCCCGACGCCAUCCUGAAGUGCCAGCGCGCGGGCAUCACCGUCCGCAUGGUGACGGGGGACAACAUCAACACCGCCCGCGCCAUCGCCACCAAGUGUGGCAUCCUGCUGCCCGGGGAGGACUUCCUGUGCCUGGAGGGGAAGGAGUUCAACCGCCUCAUCCGCAACGAGAAGGGAGAGGUGGAGCAGGAGCAGCUGGACAAGAUCUGGCCCAAGCUGCGGGUGCUGGCGCGCUCCUCGCCCACGGACAAGCACACCCUGGUGAAAGGAAUCAUCGACAGCACCGUGGGUGACCAGAGGCAGGUGGUGGCUGUGACGGGGGAUGGCACCAACGACGGCCCAGCCCUGAAGAAAGCAGACGUUGGGUUUGCCAUGGGCAUCGCGGGCACGGACGUGGCCAAGGAGGCCUCGGACAUCAUCCUGACGGACGACAACUUCACCAGCAUCGUCAAGGCCGUCAUGUGGGGCCGCAACGUCUACGACAGCAUCUCCAAGUUCCUGCAGUUCCAGCUGACCGUCAACGUGGUGGCCGUCAUCGUGGCCUUCACCGGCGCCUGCAUCACCCAGGACUCCCCGCUGAAGGCCGUGCAGAUGCUGUGGGUGAACCUGAUCAUGGACACGUUCGCCUCGCUGGCGCUGGCCACGGAGCCGCCGUCGGAGUCGCUGCUGCUGCGCAAACCCUACGGGCGCAACAAGCCGCUCAUCUCCCGCACCAUGAUGAAAAACAUCCUGGGCCACGCCGUCUACCAGCUCACCAUCAUCUUCACCCUGCUCUUCGCCGGGGAGCAGUUUUUCGACAUCGACAGCGGCCGGAACGCGCCCCUGCACUCCCCGCCCACGGAGCACUACACCAUCGUCUUCAACACCUUCGUGAUGAUGCAGCUCUUCAACGAGAUCAACGCCCGCAAGAUCCACGGCGAGAGGAACGUCUUCGAGGGCGUCUACCGCAACCCCAUCUUCUGCAGCGUGGUGCUGGGCACCUUCUUCGCCCAGAUCAUCAUCGUGGAGUUUGGUGGGAAGCCCUUCAGCUGCUCCGGGCUCACCCUGAGCCAGUGGUUCUGGUGCAUCUUCAUCGGAGUGGGAGAGCUCCUGUGGGGCCAGCUGAUCUGCACCGUCCCAACGAGCCACCUGAAGUUCCUGAAGGAAGCCGGGCACGGCAUCACCAAGGAGGAGAUCCCCGAGGAGGAGCUGCCCGAGGACGUGGACGAGAUCGACCACGCCGAGAUGGAGCUGCGGCGGGGGCAGAUCCUGUGGUUCCGGGGGCUCAACAGGAUCCAGACCCAGAUGGACGUAGUUUACACAUUCCAGACCGGCGCCUCCUCUUUGCAGGGAGCCCUCAGGAGACAGCCUUCCAUCGUGAGCCAGCACCACGAUGUAAAAAAUGUUUCUAGCCCAACCCAUAUCAAAGUGGUGAAUGCGUUCCGUAGCUCCCUCUACGAAGGCCUCGAGAAACCCGAAUCCAGAAGCUCCAUCCAUAACUUCAUGACUCACCCCGAGUUCAUCCUGGAGGAAGACGAGCCUCGGACACCAUUCCUGGACGGCGCCGAAGACGAGCCCGAGCCUGAGGGACUCCAACAGCGAGGUGGGGGCAGCCUGGGGGGCUCCACGGCCCUCAACAGGAACAACAACGCCGUGGACAGCCAGUUCAGCUUCCCCGAGCCCGGGAGCCCCUUCCACAGCCUGGAGACCUCUGUUUGACCCUAGAACUUGGAAUUCCUCCUCCUCAUCCUCAUCCACCUCAACCCUGUGUGAUGCCAGCAGCAGUAACUGAUCACACACGCUGCGGCCACUCCGUGUCAAACUGCUCAUGCCUGUAUCAUCAUCUGGGUUUUGGGGGGGGGGUGUUUAUCCGUUUUUUGGGGUUUUAUUUUUAUUUUGUUGGUUUUGGUUUUGUUUUUUUUUUUUUUCCGUUUUUUUGCAGUGGGAAGCAGAGUACCACCACGCUGGGUGUUGGGAGAGAGGCUAAGCCAAAAAAAAACCAACGAAAAAUAACCACCAAUUGUGCAUCUCCAUCCCUGAUUUUCCGUGGGACUCACCCAGGGGAAGCUGCCAGCUUCUUUCCUCUCCAAGAGUUGGGCUCCAGGCACCUGGAGUCAGGGGGCUUUCACUUUGGAAAAAUGCAUGUUCCAGGAAAAUUCAAAUUGUUGUAGUCUUACACGCCCUCAGCCCGAAGGCUGUGGGUGCACUUGUGACUUGAUUUAUUUUUUUUUUUGUGUGUGUGGUUUUGUUUUUUUUCCACACGUGAUUUUUUGGGGUUUUUUUUGUUCCUUCUAACGUUGGGGUUUGCUCUUUGCUUGUGGGAUUCGCCCCCCUGGUUCCCCCAGUGGGAAGUGGGGAGGGGCAGUCACUGCUCCAGUGUGAAAAUUAAGGAAUAAACUAAAAAAUCCCAGCCAGGGGAAGGUGUUUACUCCAAGGUUCAGAGAUCCAGGGAUGCCCACCAGUCUUCCACCUUCCAAAAAUGGUACCUGGGCUUUUUCCAGCUCUCCCUCUGUGAGUGCCCACACGUUUUCCUCUCUCUGUUUCCAAACUGGGAGAUGAGAAACGAAGGUGGGGCUUGGCUCCAACCUUGCUGGAGGGGAGAUAUUCUGAUUUUCCUGCAAAAGCGGAGGUGAAACUGCCAGGGAAAGGUGAGGAGAGUCCCCCCAAUGUGAGGGAUGCAGCUUUUUCCUGAGGAAUUCUCCAGGAAUUCUCUUCUCCUCCUCUGGGAGAGGGUCUCUGCUGCUCUUGCUCUUGGGGAACUCUGGGGUGAGGAUUUUUGCAGCUCUCCCCGCUCCUGCCCUCCAGGGCAGGGGGAUUUUUGCCCUUUUUGCUCUGUGCUUUUGGGGUCCCCCCAGCCCCACAGGGAUCCGGGAGGAGGCUCCAGCCCUGCCCAAAAGCCGUGGGAGGCUGAGUGGAGGAUGCUGAGAACGCUCCUGGAUCCUGGGAGGGAUUGCUCCAGCUGUGAUCCCAGAUUUUCCCGGAGCCCUGGCUUGGAUGGCGGCAGGAGCUGCUGGAGGAACCUCAGCUCACUUUGGCUGCUUCUUUUUGGAGCUCGUCUCCUCCCCUUUUCCUUGGAGCUGCCUCUGGAUUGUCCCUCUGGAGCAGCAGGCAGGGCUGGGGAAGCUCUGCCACCUCCCUGCUCUGCCCCGUCCCCUCUGGAGGAGCUGGAAGCGAGGCCAUUCCCACCCCUGGAUGGGAAAACCCUGGAAUUGCAAAGGCUGGGAUUCCCAGGGAUGGGAUUCCCAGGGAUGGGAUUCCCAGGGAUGGGAUUCCCAGGGAUGGGAUUCCAAAGGAUGGGAUCCAAACCCUGGGAUUCCAAACCUUGGGAUUUCAAACCCUAGGAUUUCAAACCUUGGUAUUUCAAACCCUGGGAUUUCAAAUCGUGGGAUCCAAACCCAGAGAUUUCAAAUCCUGGGAUUUCAAACCUUGGGAUCCAUACCCUGGGAUUUCAAACCCUGGGAUUCCAAACCUUGGGAUUUCAAAUCCUGGGAUCCAAACCCUGAGAUUUCAAACCCUGGGAUUUCAAACCCUCGGAAUUCAAACCCUUGGAAUUCAAACCCUGGAAUCCAAAGGCUGGGAUCCAAACCCUGGGAUUUCAAACCUUGGGAUCCAAACCCUGGGAUUUCAAACCCUGGGAUUUCAAACCUUGGGAUCCAAACCCUGGGAUUUCAAACCCUGGGAUCCAAACCCUGGGAUUUCAAACCCUGGGAUUUCAAACCCUGGGAUCCAAACCCUGCUUUUCCAAACCGUGGGAUCCCAAACCCCGUGAUUCCAAAGGCCGAGUGAGGCUUGUUUGGUUGGUUUUUUGGGAAAGGCUGGCUCUGGCUGGGCUCUCCUCCUGCCCCAUCCCACCAGGAGCUCCCAGCGGGAUCUCCCGUGCCUUGUCCGAGCACUGCCUGCAGCACCUCCUGCCACGCCGGGCCCAGAGCGAGCCUUUGCCAGGAUUUAAAUGUUUAUUAUUAUUUAAGUGUUCCUUAAAUAAAACCACAAACACAAACCAAGUGUCUUCGCUUCGGCCCCGGCCCCGCCGUGGCGUGGGAGGAGGAGGAGGAGGAAGGAGCAGCUCCUUCCUGCUGAGGAAAAGCUUUCCAUCCCAAAAAUCCCAAAUUAUAUCCCAAAUUUCCCGAGCACCCUGGUGCUGGGCGAGCUGGGCUUUGUUCACUGCCAACAGCAAGAAGAAGAAAUUGCCACCACUGCCCAUCCCGGGUGCAAAUUCAGUGUCCACCCCAUGCCCGGCUCCUCCUUCCCCCCAAAAAAAAAUAACCCAGGGGAGUGAGGGGAUUUGGGGUUCAACACCAGGAAAAACAACAAAAGCAAACCCCAAACGAGGGGCGGUUGUGGGGUUUUGGUUCUGUGCUAAAGGUGACGUUGCUUUAAAAAAAAAAAAAAAA
Lonchura striata (white-rumped munia) is the source of this 6840-nucleotide messenger RNA. NCBI's taxonomy places the organism in Eukaryota, Metazoa, Chordata, Aves, Passeriformes, Estrildidae. The record is from RefSeq and is a predicted model, not a curated record.